This is a messenger RNA of Marasmius oreades (fairy-ring Marasmius), 1986 nucleotides long. RefSeq lists its product as uncharacterized. The coding region runs from base 83 to 1564 and encodes 493 amino acids. Gene Ontology annotation, molecular function: iron ion binding; monooxygenase activity; oxidoreductase activity, acting on paired donors, with incorporation or reduction of molecular oxygen. Lineage: Eukaryota; Fungi; Basidiomycota; Agaricomycetes; Agaricales; Marasmiaceae. The record is from RefSeq and is a predicted model, not a curated record. The transcript has 13 exons.
UGCUCUAAUGCCUCUCCUUGAUAUCGCUAUUGACGACCCACAAGCAAUGUCAUACAAACAACCUUGAAGUCACUUCGUCCCUAUGAUCCCACUGUUAAUAAUCGCAACGCCUCUCGUAGCAUUGUUCGUUUUUUGUCUGUCCAGCGGUAAGAAGAUAAACUCUGUUACAUAUGCCUCUGGAUCUUCAGCCAAUUGCGGAUGGAGGGAUGGCAUGUUGGCUUACUUGAUGGAUGCUCCUCGCCUUUUACGCGUAGGAUAUUGUACCACUAAGAACAAAGGCGGUAUUUUCAAAAUUCCGAUCCUUAGAAAUUGGAUGCUUAUCAUGACGAAUUCUCAACGUUUGGAGGAGGCAUUGAAGUCAAAUGACGGUACACUCUCUUCCCGUGGUGCCAUAGAAGAGAUGCUCCAAUUAUCUCAGUUUUUCUCUCCAACUAUUCUCACCAACCCGUACCAUUUUUCUCUCAUCACAUCACACUUGACGAAACGACUCCCCAUGGUUAUCCCGGAACUGGUGGAUGAGGUAGCGAAUUUUUUUGAAGAAUUAAUUGGCGACAAAUCCUUCUUCGUCGGACGUGCUCCAGAAAUUUUCACCCCCAUGAUUUGCAGAACCAUCAACCGUGCAUUCGUGGGUAAAGAGAAAUGUCGAGAUAAAGAAUAUAUCAAGCUUAGUAUUGGGUAUUCUGCCCGUGUAGUUUCAAAGGGAUACAUGCUGUCUUAUGUCCCGUUGUCUUUGCGUGCGGUGGUUGCAAGCCUUAUUGCCCCAUUUUCGCAGAGGCGCGCCAUGGCCAAGCACCUGCAGCCACUCAUAUCUGCUCGACGGGAGACGAUUGCCGAGGUCGGCAAUGUUAACGCAGAUUCCGAUUUUCUGUGUGGCCUCAUCGAGCGUGCACCACCCCAAGAACAAGAUGAUUAUUCUCUAGCCAUGCGAAUACUACAUCUCAAUUUUGCCGCCCUACAUUCGACUUACGUGGUUUGCACGCAAAUGUUUUAUAUCAUCUGUUCGAAAAGAGAGUGGGCAGAAGAGCUUCGCCAAGAAACGGCGACCGUUAUCAAAAACUACGGUUGGACCCAAAACGGACUGGAUCAAAUGGUCAAAAUCGAGUCGUUCGUCAGAGAAGUGCUUAGACUCCGUGGUCAAGCUGGCAUAUCGCUUAUAAGACUCGCCAUCAAGCCUUUCAGGUUUUCCGACGGGGUAGUUAUCCCUCCAGGGACUAUGCUCUCAGCGGAUGCACUGGGGUUUCAGUCUGAUCCAGAACAGUGGAGGGACGCAGAUCAUUUUGAUCCCUUCCGAUUUUGCGAGGGAGAUGACCGAACGUCAAAUGAAAAAGGCAGAAUUGUUAAUACUUCCUACAAUUUUCUGGCGUUCGGUCACGGAAGGAACAGUUGCCCGGGACGCUGGUUUGUCGCUUAUGAGUUGAAAACGAUGCUGGCCUACGCACUGUACAACUACGACAUCUCUUUUGAGAGUGGCGUUCUGGAAGAGCCGCAAGAUAGAUGGCUCGGGGCUGCAUGCUUUCCUAACGAGACAGCGGAGCUCCGCUUCAGUCGACGGAACAGAGAUUAACGACUGAUUUGUUAAUUUUGCCAAUAUUUGAGGUCCGCAAGACGUCUGCGUCGGCUAUUACGUACGUACAGUGGCCAAAAAUUCAGAGUCAUUUUGAGCACUCUGCUGUACAACCGGUGGAUCAUCAAGCCCCUUAGCUUAGUCCCUAGAUAGUGGACAUUAUUCAUUGCGACCUACAAAGGAGGUAAUCAUCUACCGCAGAUCUCAGACUCAUAAAUAUGAAUGAAGCUCGACAAUGUCAACCAGGUAUAGGUAUGAAUUACAUCCCCUUCGGACCCAUUGGAUGCCAGGGACCUAAUGUACACAUAUAAGCAUACUAGUAGCAAGUAAUACAGAAAUUGAAGUCGAGUGGCGUCAUCUAAUAUCACAUUGUACGAUCGGCCAGAACGAGCUAUACGACAUCCUCCACCAAGAGACGCGUA